AUGACGACCAAUGCAACUGAACAAGUUACUACCAGCUCAGCCACAUCGACACUUAUAUCUGCACUGAUUUUUAACACAGCAAUUACUGCUGCUGCAUUCAUUACUUUUGAUUUAAUAAGAAAGAGGAGUACUAAAAUUUUCGAACCAAAAACUUACUUGGUUCCCGAAAGAAAACGUGCGCCCCCAGUUCCUAGCGGGUUCUUAAAAUGGUUGAAGCCGGCCUUAAUGGCGUCUGAUGAAGAGCUCAUAUUACGAGCUGGGUUGGAUGGAUAUAUGUUUCUUCGUGUUAUUCGGUUUUUCAUGAUAUUGUUUGCUUCAUUCUCGAUAUUGGGUAUUGGUUUGAUUUUACCUUUGAAUUAUAUUAAUCAAUAUGAUAAACCUGGAUUGGAAAGUUUUACCAUUGGUAAUGUGAAGGAUAGAGAGAGACUAUAUGUUCAUGUGAUAACAUGUUACAUUUUUACCGCUGCUAUUCUUUAUACGAUGUAUCGUGAAUAUUACUUGUAUGUACGAUUACGUCACGAAUCUCUUACAACGCCAGAGCACCGUAUAUCCGCACGUGCGACCACCAUAUUGGUUGUUGGUAUUCCUGAACAACUUAAUAAUGAAGAAGAUCUAACAAACCUAUUUAGUGUGUUUCCUGGGGGUGUAAAAAGAGUUUGGAUUAAUAGAGAGCCAUCUAGACUAGUAGAUCUUACAGUUAAAAGAAUGAAUCUGAUUCAUAAACUUGAAUGUGCCGAAACAGAUUUUCUUUUAAAAUAUUUAAAAAAUCUUGCAAAGGAUGGUGAAUCAGAACAAGACGUAGAAGACGGAAACAAAGUUCCUGCAUCUCUGCGUCCAAUCCACAGAACAAUUCCUUUGAUCGGUAAAAAAGUGGAUUCUAUUGAGACGUAUCGCGAAGAGAUUCAAAAACUUAAUGGAGAAAUUAAUGAAUGGCGGCAAAAGAUAAAUUCUUUUAAGAAGCUAAAAUCUGCAUUUAUUCAGUUUAAUGAUUACGUUGGCGCUCAAUUGGCUGCAACUUUGACAAUCCCACGAUUAACAGAAAUAUCACGAGAAGACGUUAUUUGGGAAAACCUUAAUAUCCCGCGUAUACAAAGGGCAUUUAGAAAAGUAGUAAGCACCUCAGUUACGACAGCUUUAAUAAUUCUUUGGAUCAUACCUGUCUUAUUUGUUGCAUCGAUUAGCACACUUUCCCAGUUAGAAAAGGUAAUUCCCUUCUUAACUCCACUCGUAAACAAACUUCCUGCAGCAGCAAUUGGCAUCAUUCAAGGUAUCCUGCCCGCUAUUGGCUUGGCAAUUUUGAUGAUGAAUUUGCCCGUAAUUCUGAGAGCAUUGUCAAAAUUUGAAGGAUUUGUUAGACAUUCUGCUGUUUCUCUAAGUUUGCAAGAAAAAUAUUUCUUCUUUCUGCUUAUUAAUGUUUUACUGGUUACUACUUCCGCAAAUGGUGCAUUCCAAGCUCUUCCUGAAAUUAUUCGUAAUCCAACAAGCAUCGUAUCUAGUCUUGCUCAAAAUCUGCCAUUAGCGUCAACAUUUUUCCUUACUUAUGUUCUCCUUAGUUUAUCUGCUGCUGCAUUUGAAACAUUACAAAUUGGAACUUUGGCUAUGUAUUUAUUAAGUAAAAUUCUUCUUGUUAAAACUCCUCGUCAAAUUUUGCAACUUGAAACAUCUUUAACUUCUAAAGAUUGGGGUGUUACUUUUCCGCCACAUAUUUUGAUGGCCUCAAUCGGUCUUGUUUACUCUGUGAUUCAACCUCUGAUUUUGCCACUUGCAACGUUGCACUUUGCAUUAUUCUAUGUUGCAUAUCGGUACAAUUUUUUAUAUGUUUACGAACAAGUCCAAGAAACCAACGGUGUUUUAUUCUUACAUGCAAUGAAACAAUUUUAUUGGGGAAUAUUAAUUUUUCAAUUAACUAUGAUCGGUCUGAUGUUUCUUAAUGAAGCAUUCGUUGCUGGUGUACUUUCGGUAAUCUUAUUUGUCAUCACACUUGGCGUAAUUCUUGGUAUGAGAAAUCAUUUCAGUCAUAAUCCAAAAGCAGAAUUUUUACCUGUAGACUUGAUGGGUAUUAUCGACAUUAAAACGAGGAAAGUUAUUAUUGACACGGAACAUUUUACAAAGUCGAUUUCCACUGUUACAGAAGAAGUUGAUGAUGAAAAGGCAGAUCAUGAAUUCAUAGGGUCUACUAGCAAACAAGUUUCUGAGAAACCUACAGAGGUUUAUGACGAAGACACUGACCAAAAUGAAGUUCAUAUCAAGCAUGGAGAGUUAGAAAAAGAAAGUGCAAAUACAUAUAUACAUCCAGCUCUUAUAGUUAACAACCCUAUAGUUUGGAUACCAGAAGAUAGUGCAGAGGUGUAUAUAGAGGAAGUUAGAACAUGUCGAGAAAGUGGAUUAAAUGCAACAAGUCGAGGUGCGACAAUAAGUGAAAACUACAAAAUUAAAGUGGACAUUACAGAAGCUCCUAAUCUCAAGGAUGAACUUUAUGCGGAAAGUUCGGAUAUAAUGUUAAAAUAUACAGCAAAUGUGACUGAUUAA
This is a messenger RNA of Cetraspora pellucida, 2529 nucleotides long. The record is from the annotation of a GenBank genome assembly. Lineage: Eukaryota; Fungi; Glomeromycota; Glomeromycetes; Diversisporales; Gigasporaceae.